AUGCAGCAGCAUCGGCAGAAUGACCACUCUGUACGCCUUCAGUUUGGUGUUGAUGUGGAGAGCGUGUUGAUUUCAAACUGUUUCGCUGACUCCGGAAAUCCGGCAGGCCACUUCAUCGCCCAUUUUGGCGUUGCAAGAGAGGGUGCUGCCCAGGUAAGUGAAAGUGUCCAGGGCUUACAGUUGGACGCUGUUAACGUUGAUUUGAGGUGAAUUGUGGACAGCGUUGCGUGGCGGUUUGUGCAUGAUCACCGUUUUCUCUGUGUUGAUGAUCAGACCGAAGUUGUCGCAGGCGGCGGCGGCGGCGGAGAGGCCCAUGCUCCUUUGUAUGUCCCCUCCCGAGGUGGCGUUGAGAGGAGUUCAUUGACGGAAGUUGCUGAGAAACGCGACUGGAAGGGCAUCCUCCUCUGA
Spirometra erinaceieuropaei is the source of this 408-nucleotide messenger RNA. Lineage: Eukaryota; Metazoa; Platyhelminthes; Cestoda; Diphyllobothriidea; Diphyllobothriidae. The record is from the annotation of a GenBank genome assembly.